This is a messenger RNA of Meleagris gallopavo (turkey), 1269 nucleotides long. The record is from RefSeq and is a predicted model, not a curated record. NCBI's taxonomy places the organism in Eukaryota, Metazoa, Chordata, Aves, Galliformes, Phasianidae.
AGGCGGUGGUGGGGUUCGCAGCGCGCUCUGGUGUCUGUGGAUGCUGCGACUCUCCCGUAGCCAACCCCGCACUCCAAGGUCACUGCUCCGUGCUCGGGGACCCCUGCAGCCCUCGCCCCGGCUCUGGGCCCCCUGUUCUCCCGCCCCCGGACCCCGCAGCGCUCCCACGGCGGGCCCCCACGAUCUCGUUGUCCGGUGUCAAUGUCUCGGCUCGUGUAUCCCGGCCGCCGGAUCCGGUUUCCCCGCUGCAAUCUCACCCCGGCACUGGGGGAUCGGAUUCGGAGCCUGGAGGGAGGGUAACGAGCUCUGAGCACCGGGCAGGAGCCGUCAUGUUCCUGUUCAUCCGCAGCCCCCAGCGCCGCGUUCCCGGAAGCCCUCUGCCCUCCCCUUGCCGAGUCUCCCCGGGGGUGAAACGGGGCCACCGCAACCCCCGGGGGCACCGGAGCGCUAGGGGGGGGCGGCGGAGCACCGAGGAGCCCCAGCUGCCCCCCACUUUCAGGCAGGACGGGAAGCAGCGCUCUGGCCCCCCCGGUCCCCAGGAUGGUGAGGAGCUGGCAGAGGCUGCGCAAUCACCACCACUGCAGAGCUACUCAGUGCUGCAUGGGCUUGUGGGGCCGGCGUGCAUCUUCCUCCGGCAGAGCAUUGCCAUCACACAACUGGACCGGGAGUUGCGGCCGGAGGAGAUUGAAGAGCUGAAGCAAGCCUUCAAGGAGUUUGACAAGGACCGCGAUGGCUAUAUCAGCUACAAGGACCUGGGCGAGUGCAUGCGCACCAUGGGCUACAUGCCCACCGAGAUGGAGCUCAUUGAGCUGUCUCAGCAGAUCACAGGCGGCAAAGUGGAUUUUGAUGACUUUGUGGAGCUGAUGGGCCCUAAGAUGCUGGCGGAGACGGCGGACAUGAUCGGGAUCAAGGAACUGCGUGACGCCUUCCGUGAGUUCGACACCAAUGGGGACGGGCAGAUCAGCAUGGCGGAGCUGCGGGAGGCCAUGCGGAAGCUGCUGGGGCAGCAGCUCAACUACCGCGAAGUGGAUGAGAUCCUCAAGGAUGUGGAUCUCAAUGGGGAUGGCCUGGUGGACUUUGAAGAGUUUGUGCGGAUGAUGUCGCGCUGAAGGGCCGGGAGCCGCCGCCGUGCCUUACCGGGAGGAGGAGGGGAGUAGGCCUCCCCGGGCCUGCGCUGCCCCUCCGGGGGGGGGAGGGAGCUCCGGUCGUGGCCCCGUGGGGUCGUAGGUUCGCAGCUUUGCCGGUUCCCAAUGAAGCUCUGUGCCGUCG